Molecule: messenger RNA, 1583 nt
Organism: Diachasma alloeum
Lineage: Eukaryota; Metazoa; Arthropoda; Insecta; Hymenoptera; Braconidae
Gene: beg
Product: probable malonyl-CoA-acyl carrier protein transacylase, mitochondrial
Exons: 2
Coding region: 277-1482 (401 amino acids)
Molecular function (GO): transferase activity
Source: RefSeq, a predicted model, not a curated record
CUAAUUAGUGACCUAUGUCGGCUAGGUACCUGGGGGUGUCAAACCCCCCGAUCCGGGCCUCUACUCAGGUCUAUCCGCUUUGGAUAUUCUUCUGGAAGAUAACCUAUAGUAUGUUAUGUACUACUUGGAAUUGGACUUAACCCACGUGUCUGGGUGAAAUUUUCCAAAAAUUAUAAAAUCAAUUUAUUGCGCAGUUGAAUUUGUAAGGCAAACAUCCGACAGACAUUUAAUUGUGGGAAACAAUUGAAAGAAUUGAGUGAGCAAUCAGUCACAAAAAUGUGGCCCAGAACAUUGUUAAAGGGGACGGCGACUCUCCCGCCGAAGCAGAUAGGUUGGAGCCGGUACGUACUUCUUCGCAGAUAUGCGACGGAAAAUCUAGGAGAAGAAUUACAGAAACCGUCAGAAUCCGAAGCAAAGGUGACAGAGCUUUUAAACGAUGCAGCGAACUUCAAUGAGAUAGGAGACCCGUCUUGGCAGACAUCUCCAUACCCUCAGACUGCGGCAAUUCCAGGGAAAGAGGAGAAGAUCCGUCAGGAUCCCACUCAAACAUCAAUAUUAAUGUUCCCCGGCCAAGGAACGAUAAAAGUUGGAUAUGUAGACGAGUAUUUACGUUUCCCAAAAGUUAAAGAGAUUUUUCAAAUUGCCAACGAAAUCCUUUGUUAUGAUGUAUUAAAAAUCCUCCAGAAGGGACCGAAAGAAAAACUUAAUAGAACUGAAUUCAAUCAGACGGCUACUCUCGCCCUGUCACUCGCAGUAAUAGAAAGACUCUGGGAGGAAAGGCCCCGAGCUGUUGACAAUUGCAAAAGUGUGGCAGGUUACAGUGUUGGAGAACUUGCUGCGCUCGUAUUCUCCGGAUGUAUCAGCAUGGAGGAUGGCUUGAGACUUGCUGCAGUCAGAGGAGCUGCUAUGCAAGCUGCUUCUGAUAAAGAACCUCAGGGGAUGCUUUCUGUUUAUUGCAAGCCCGCCAGCAAUAUUGCGGAAGCUUGUGAAGAAGCUAAAAGAUAUGCUAUGGAUGUAGGGGUUUCUGAGCCGGUUUGCAGCAUUGCAAUUUAUCUUCAUCCUCAAACAAAAAUACUAGCUGGGCAUGAACAAGCUCUCGAAUACAUCGAGAAAAACCAUAUAAAGUUGGGAUUCAGGCAUUUGCGAAGAUUACCUUUGUCCGGGGCAUUUCACACACGAUUGAUGCAGCCAGCGGUGAAAUCAUUCAAGAAGGCACUUGAUAAGGUAGAUAUUGAAAGACCGCGAGUGAAAACUUUCUCAAAUGUGACGGGCAAACCUUACCAUGAUGCUGAAGACAUUAGGAAACAGUUACCGAAACAACUAUACAGACCUGUAAAAUGGGAACAAAUCAUGCACGAAAUUUUUUCGAGGAAUCAGGGUACUGACUUCCCCAGAGCCUUUGAUAUGGGCUCCGCUGGAAUCAUGAAGGCAAUACUAGGCAAAGUCAAUGCCAAAGCUGCGGACUCUUGUUUCAGCAUUUAGGAUGUAAUAAAACAUGUUGAAUUUUUGUACUCACAAUUUUCAAUGCGGCUUUAUUUCAAUGUGUAUAUCAAUAAAAACAGAAUGGCUCUGCGUGACAUUAG